GUUCCAGGUCCUUUACGGCAUGGCGUGGCUGGUGGACAUAUUUUACUGGUUUCUGCUGGUGCCUUUCGCGUGCUACCAUGGCAACUUUGCGCGCCGCACGACCUGGCUCAACAUCUGGCUGCACAGCCUCAACGUGUUGGUGAUGAAUGUGGAGCUCUUGCUGAGCCAACAAGAGGUGCGGAUCUUCAACUCGAUCUUUGGCUUCUACUUUG
Molecule: messenger RNA, 212 nt
Organism: Effrenium voratum
Lineage: Eukaryota; Dinophyceae; Suessiales; Symbiodiniaceae
Source: the annotation of a GenBank genome assembly